CUCCACAAGCAUACUUGGCACGUAGCCAUACUUAUAAAAGAGCAGCACACAUGCGCGAGAAAUUUGGCUUGACUGGCAUCAUUGGAAUAGCUUCUUUCAGUACCCGCUGGUGCUCGCGAUUUUGGCUAGCGAACCAUCGUUGCAGAUAGUUGAUCAUUUGACACGUUCAAACUAUUGAACAUACAUUUGUACCAUUUUUGCGUGAUAAAUAAAAUAACAAGAAAGAAAUGGCAACCACAAUGGUAACCGCUGCGCUGGCUCAGGAGAAGGUAUGGCUCGACAAACCAUCCUACGACAAAGCGGAACGACAAUACUUCGAGAAAAUGGCCAAGCUUGGAACAUGUUUUAAGGUGAUGUCUCGUAAGGUUGUGGGAGGCUGCACGCUUAAAUGUGACAAUUCUAUAACCGAUAAGUGCCAAGAUUUAAUAAGUACUAGCACUCUCAAGUCUAAGGCCGAGAAAUCUAAGAACAACAAAUCGCUAGCUUUCGAGAACGAGAAUGAGAAUGCGAAACGUUCCAAAUGCCAAGCUAGAAACACGAAAACCAAUAAUAAAGAAGUUGUAGACGUGUGUAAUAUGCAAAACAAGCAAAAUAUAAUGGCGAGUGAGAAAUUCGAUAACGCGAAAGAGAAGGAGAGCGUUUCUGCAAACGGGAAGGCCAAAAAAUAUAACGCGAAGGAGGCUAAGGAGAAAAAGAAUAAAGAAGAUACUAAAAACAAGAACAGAGCAAGCGGAGGAAAUGAUAUGGGCGGAAAUAAAGAAAUUUCAAUGCCAUUCGCGAGGAAUAAAGAACAAUUGCCCGAGCAGGGAACUCAACAGUCCAAUUCCGCAAUCUUACCUACUGUUGUUGGAAGUUUGGCCAGCGAGGUCGCCAAGGCUCGUCAGCAUAUUAAACAGUCUUUACAGUGUAUGGACGAUGUUAUAGCGCUCACUGAUAUGUCACAUCAAGACGUUACACCACGUAUAGAAAGUCUUGAAAAACAUAAUAAAGAUCUACAGGACGUCGUUCAAGAUUUGGAAGCUGUACUGGAUAAAUUGGAGAAACGCGUGACAAGUCUCGAACAGCGCAUCCCUUACUUAGCGAUUUGUCCCGCGAAACCCGCAAGCGUCGAAGAAAAAGCGCCGGAGAAAGACGAGGAUAACGAAGAUGUUGAUUUGUUUGGUUCAGAUUCAGAGGGAGAUGAUGCAGAGGCUGCUAAGAUUAGGGAAGAACGACUCGCCGCAUACGCUGCCAAAAAGUCUAAAAAACCAGCAUUAAUAGCUAAAUCAAACAUCAUCCUUGAUGUGAAACCGUGGGACGACGAAACAGACAUGAAGGAAAUGGAAAAUGAAGUGCGAAAAAUCGAGACUGACGGUUUGCUUUGGGGUGCAUCUAAACUCGUACCACUCGCCUUCGGAAUUCACAAGCUACAGAUAUCGUGCGUCGUAGAAGAUGACAAAGUAUCGGUUGACUGGUUGACAGAGAAGAUACAAGAAAUAGAAGAUUACGUGCAAAGCGUUGAUAUCGCAGCUUUCAACAAAGUGUAAACGAAUUAAAUGAGCUAGAAAAUACGUGGCAGCGUAGUCGGAAA
Harpegnathos saltator (Jerdon's jumping ant) is the source of this 1570-nucleotide messenger RNA. It is a transcript of the gene eEF1delta, whose product is annotated as elongation factor 1-delta. Gene Ontology annotation, molecular function: translation elongation factor activity; guanyl-nucleotide exchange factor activity. Lineage: Eukaryota; Metazoa; Arthropoda; Insecta; Hymenoptera; Formicidae. Gene Ontology annotation, cellular component: cytosol; eukaryotic translation elongation factor 1 complex. Gene Ontology annotation, biological process: translational elongation. The coding region runs from base 228 to 1526 and encodes 432 amino acids. The record is from RefSeq and is a predicted model, not a curated record. The transcript is spliced from 9 exons.